AUGGGCGGAGUUACGGUUCGCGAUGUCGACGCGCAAAAGUUCAUCACAGCCUACGCUGCUUUCCUGAAGCGUCAGGGCAAGCUCCCUAUCCCUGGUUGGGUUGACACUGUCAAGACCUCCGCCUCCAACGAACUCCCUCCCCAGGACGCCGACUGGUACUACGUCCGCGCUGCCGCCGUCGCCCGUCACAUCUACCUCCGCAAGACCGUCGGUGUUGGCCGCCUGCGCAAGGUUCACGGUUCUACCAAGAACCGUGGUGCCCGCCCCGCCCACCACGUUGACGCCUCCGGCUCUGUCGAGCGCAGGGUCCUCCAGUCCCUUGAGAAGAUCGGUGUUCUCGAGCAGGACGAGGACAAGGGUGGCCGCCGCAUCACCCAGUCCGGCCAGCGUGAUCUUGACCGAAUUGCCAAGACCACCGUUGACGAGGAGGAGUCGGAUGACGAGUAAAUUAGUGUCGGAUUCUAAGCUAAUGAAAAAGUCCUGACGUUCUACCUUUUUUU
Aspergillus versicolor CBS 583.65 is the source of this 500-nucleotide messenger RNA. Its product is annotated as 40S ribosomal protein eS19. Gene Ontology annotation, cellular component: cytosolic small ribosomal subunit; ribosome. The record is from RefSeq and is a predicted model, not a curated record. NCBI's taxonomy places the organism in Eukaryota, Fungi, Ascomycota, Eurotiomycetes, Eurotiales, Aspergillaceae. Gene Ontology annotation, molecular function: structural constituent of ribosome; RNA binding. Gene Ontology annotation, biological process: translation; ribosomal small subunit assembly. Bases 1 to 447 code for a protein of 148 amino acids. The transcript has 3 exons.